This is a messenger RNA of Lodderomyces pseudojiufengensis, 1767 nucleotides long. RefSeq names its product Hip1p (gene HIP1). Gene Ontology annotation, molecular function: amino acid transmembrane transporter activity. Gene Ontology annotation, cellular component: membrane. The record is from RefSeq and is a predicted model, not a curated record. Lineage: Eukaryota; Fungi; Ascomycota; Pichiomycetes; Serinales; Debaryomycetaceae. Gene Ontology annotation, biological process: amino acid transmembrane transport. The transcript has a single exon. The coding region runs from base 1 to 1767 and encodes 588 amino acids.
AUGUCAAGCGUGAACAAGAGUGAAGAGUCAUCUAGUCAACAAUUGGGAAUCACAGAAAUUCAAAAAGUUUCAAAAUGGCAAAAUUUCAAAGAUUCAUUUAAAAGAGCUGAUACUAAUGCUUACAACAAUAAACGAGGUAGUAUAAGUUCUUGCUGUCAAAGUAUAAACAAGAAUGAUUUGGAAUCACAAGAUAAACAAACUACAAAUAAUGAUAUACAAGAUGGUACUCUUCAUCGAGAAUUGAAAAACAAACAUAUUCAAAUGAUUGCACUUGGUGGAAGUGUAGGUACAGGUUUACUAAUAGGAUCAGGUGGAGCUCUACGAGAGGGAGGACCUGCAAGUUUAAUAAUAGCAUGGGGAUUAGUAGGAACAAUGGUUUAUUGUACAAUAUUUGCAUUAGGAGAAUUAUGUGUUGCAUUUCCAGUUAAUGGUGCAUUUUCACAAUAUGCAUCUAGAUUUGUUGAUGAAAGUUGGGGUUUUGCUGUUGGAUGGAAUUAUGCUAUAAUGUGGUUAAUUGUUUUACCCUUAGAACUAGUUGCUGCUUCGAUGUGUAUAACUUAUUGGAAUGAUAGUAUAAACCCAGCUAGUUGGGUAGCUAUAUUUUAUUUAUUAAUUGUUGUUAUAAAUUUAUUUGGUGUAAAAGGUUAUGGAGAAGCAGAAUAUUGGUUAACUAUUUUUAAAAUAAUUGCAAUCAUCGGAUUUAUAAUCUUGGGAGUUGUAUUAGUUGUUGGAGGUGGUCCAAAAAAGGAAUUCAUUGGUGCAUCAAAUUGGAAAGUAGGUAAAGCUCCAUUUCCAAAUGGAUUUAAAGGUUUAGCUACUACGUUUGUUACAGCUUCUUAUUCAAUGGCUGGUUCAGAAAUGUGUGGUAUAGCUGCCCUGGAAACCAAAAAUCCUGCCAAAACAUUACCAAGGGCUGUAAGACAAGUAUUUUGGAGAUUGUUCUUGUUCUUUUUCUUGUCUUUAACAAUGAUAGGAUUAUUGGUUCCAUAUAAUUCUCCAGAUUUAUUAGGUAAUGGAGGAGUAUCAUCAAGUCCAUUUGUUAUUGCUAUAAAAGAUGCAGGAAUUCAAGUAUUACCAUCAAUUUUCAAUGCAUGUAUUUUAAUUUCAGUUAUAUCAGUUGGAAAUUCAGCAGUUUAUGGAUGUUCAAGAACUAUUCAAUCUUUAGGACAACAAGGUUUAGCACCUUCAUUAUUUGCAUAUGUUGAUAGAAAAGGUCGUCCAUUAGCAGGAUUAAUUUUGAGCGCAAUUUUUGGAUUAUUAUGCUUCUUAGCAGCCUAUAAAGAUCAAGAUACUGUAUUUGCUUGGUUAUUAAGUGUAUCUGGUUUAGCAACAAUUUUUUCAUGGUUUAAUAUUGGAUUAUGCCAUUUAAGAUUUAGAAUGGCAAUGCAUAAACAAGGAAAAUCAUUAGAAGAAUUAAGUUUCACUUCAUCAUUAGGAAUAUAUGGUUCAAUAUAUUCAAUGAGUUUUUUGGUUUUAGUAUUAGUAGUUCAAUUUUGGGUUGCAUUAUUCCCAUUAAACUCUAAUGGAAAAGCAAAUGCAGAAAGUUUUUUUAAAAAUUAUUUAGGAGCUGUUGUUAUAUUAAUUUUUUAUUUGGGUCAUAAAAUUUUAACCAAAAAUUGGAAAAUUUAUAAAAGAUUAGAUGAAAUUGAUCUAGAUAGUGGAAGAAGACAAAUUGAUGUAGAAAUCAUUCAAUCAGAGUUAUUCGAGGAAAAACAAUUAGCUAGACAAAAACCUUUGUAUAUUAAAAUUUUUAAUUAUUGGUGUUGA